Lobosporangium transversale is the source of this 2251-nucleotide messenger RNA. Its product is annotated as pyridoxal phosphate-dependent transferase. The coding region runs from base 281 to 2227 and encodes 648 amino acids. Gene Ontology annotation, molecular function: pyridoxal phosphate binding; cystathionine gamma-synthase activity. The record is from RefSeq and is a predicted model, not a curated record. Gene Ontology annotation, biological process: transsulfuration. The transcript is spliced from 4 exons. Lineage: Eukaryota; Fungi; Mortierellomycota; Mortierellomycetes; Mortierellales; Mortierellaceae.
UUUUUUUUUUCCUCUCCUCUCAUUCUAAUUGUGCAUCACCCUCCUCUUUGAACUCACUCUGAUUGCGGUUGCUCAUUCUCUUUCUUUCUUGUAGACUAUACUUCAUCGAAUAGAAAAUUUUCCUCCUUGAUACCAAUCAUAGAUCAAUACCUUACUACAAUCAUAACUUUACUUGUGAAUAAUAUUUCCAUACACAGACUAUUGUCUCUUUGCUUUUCCAGUUCAACUCUACUCAAAAAAAAAAGUCUCUUAUUUGUAUAUUUCAUUCUCCAUUUUCGUCAUGAUGGCUACUCAUCGUAAUACCCCUGCUGCAGUAGAGCAGGCACCUUUAGGAUCUCCUAUCCCCAAUGUCCCCCAUGCCAUCUCUGUGUCCCUCCCUACGUUCAAGGAUAACGUUGAUUACGAAGAGGCUGCUCCUCGUGUUGUCAAUGCUAUGGUUUCGGGCUACCCUCGCUUCUUUGUUAGUUUAAAAGUCAAAGAGCUUAUCGCAAUCUGCGAGAAAAAGUAUGGAAAGCCCAGUGAGGCUUCGUUCUUGUGGCCUUCACGCAAGGUCUCGGAAAGAUGUCGCCACUUUGUGGAGCGCUACUUUGUGCCGACGAUCGCAACGGAUGACUCGACUCCGACACCUCGCGAUCCUCCGGGCGCAGGAACAGUCAGGAUCGUUGAAUUUACUAUCCAAGCCCCAGCUUCGGAGCUGAAGCCGGACGGGAUUAAGCAAGUCAAGGUGUUUGCGACCUUCUUCCCUAAAGAGGCGUAUUCGGUUGCUAAACAGUUUUGGCAGCAUGCGGGAGAUAUCGUUUCAUCUCGUCAGGCAGCGUUCUGUUUGAGAUGGUUGCAAUUAAAUGCGGAGGAACAAAAGAGACAGCAGGAUGAGGCAUUGAAUCUGAAGAGCAAUGCGACUCGUAUGCCUCGUGGUAACAGACAUUACAGUGCUACUAGACCGACUUUGACCUCCUCUUCUUCUUCGUCUGCUUCUUUGGAUUUAAAUGGAGGUAUGGCAGCAAUCCAACUGCAGGAUCGCAAGGUAGAUGAAGAAGACAAGCCUGUUGAAGGGGAAGCGGAGGGCAUCGACAGCCGUGACUAUGAAGUCUAUGUAGAAGAGCGUUAUGGACGCAAUUUAGAUCUAUCGUUUGCGCCCAAGGCCAAGAUUGCGCUCCGUCGUCGUAUUGCAGCCCAGGUGGCACAUCAUGCUGGACCUAAUUGGACAGGCACGGGCGAAUAUGUUACGGAGGAGGAUGUUUAUCUGUAUCCAACCGGCAUGUCAGCGAUCUACAACGCUCAUCGGAUUGCCAUGACUCUGUUCCCAGAACGAAAGUCAGUUUGUUUUGGUUUCCCUUAUACGGAUUCACUCAAGGUUCUGCAAAAGUUUGGACCUGGAUGUUACUUUUAUGGCAAUGGGGAGGACCAGGAUAUCGAGACAUUGGAGAAAGAAAUCCUUUCAAAGACUGUUGGGGAGGAUGUGAGGGAGGAAGACAAGAUUUUGGCGGUCUUUUGCGAGUUCCCUUCGAACCCGCUGUUGAAGUCAUCCAACUUGGUCCGUAUAGGAGAGUUGGCGGAGAAGUAUGGGUUCAUGGUGAUUGUGGACGAGACAUUGGGUAACUUUGUCAAUGUCCGAACGCUAGAAUUUGCAGACAUUGUUGUCUCGUCGCUUUCCAAGAUCUUUAGCGGCGAUAGUAAUGUGAUGGGUGGAAGCUUGGUAUUGAACCCACAGAGAAAGUAUUACAAGGAUCUCAAGGAAGCUAUUGGCCGUGAAUAUGAGGAUCUGAUGUGGGUCGAAGAUGCUAUUUUCAUGGAGCGUAACUCACGCACGUUCCAGACGCGCAUUGCUCGAAUUGAUGAAAACACAGAAAUUCUUUGCGAUUUUUUACGUGCUCAUCCUAAAGUCAAAGAGGUGUUUUAUCCCAAGUUUGUUACUGUGAAAAAUUACUUGACACAUAAGGUUGAGGGUGCAGGCUACGGAGGUUUAUUCUCUGUGAUGUUCAAGAAUCAAAAGACAGGAUCGCAGCAAUUUUUUGAUGCAUUACCAUUCUACAAGGGACCUUCGUUGGGCACCAACUUUACGCUUGCAUGCCCAUAUACAAUUUUAGCACAUUACUAUGAGCUUGAAUGGGCUGCACAGUAUGGCAUUGAGCGUGAUCUGAUCCGUGUGGCUGUGGGACUGGAGGACCGGGAAGUGCUUCUCCAGGGAUUCCAGAAGGCAUUGGAUGCCAUCAGUGAUGAGGAGUAAAAGAAAAAGAAAAGUAAAAGAAGC